Messenger RNA from Leucoraja erinaceus (little skate), 2569 nucleotides. Its product is annotated as brain-specific angiogenesis inhibitor 1-associated protein 2-like protein 2. The transcript is spliced from 14 exons. The coding region runs from base 131 to 1627 and encodes 498 amino acids. Gene Ontology annotation, biological process: positive regulation of actin filament polymerization; actin filament bundle assembly; actin crosslink formation. Gene Ontology annotation, molecular function: protein binding. NCBI's taxonomy places the organism in Eukaryota, Metazoa, Chordata, Chondrichthyes, Rajiformes, Rajidae. Gene Ontology annotation, cellular component: cytosol; nucleoplasm. The record is from RefSeq and is a predicted model, not a curated record.
CCUCUGUACAUCUGGACUGUCAUUGCAGUCUCAACCUCCACACACGCACGGAGUGGGGAAGAGAGGCACAUUUGCAAGACUGCUCCUGGCGUUUGUUUGUGCCACCCCCCUCCUCCCCCACCUCUGGACCAUGGCUCAAACAACUGACCAAGUCUACUAUUCAACUCUGAACACCUACCAGAAUAUCAUGGAACACUUCAACCCAGGGCUGCAGAAUCUGGUGGUACUGGGAAGCAACUUCGUUAAAGCCUUUAGAACAUUGACCGGAGCAGCCAACACGUACUUCGUUGCAGUCGGGAAGUUUGGCGAGCAGGCAUUGAGGACGUCGACGUCACAGAUACUGGGUCAGAUCCUAUUACAGAUCGCAGACACACAGAGGGAGCUCAACAACGACCUGGAACUAAUUUUUCGGAGGUUUAACGAUGAGCUGCUGCGUGAAAUGGAACGCAAUACUCAACUGGACGUGGAUUAUAUAACUAAAAGCAAACAUCGCUUCGAAAAGGAGCACAGGGAGAGGACUCAGAUGUUGAACGACACAAACACAGAGCUACAGAAGCUGGAGAGGAUGAGAAACUCACACACCAGGGACCUGCAGGAGAAGCUCUGCACGCUGGAGUCGGGCAUGGAAUCAUUCCUGAAGAACAGCUACAGACUGGCUGUGGCGGAGGAGAGGCGCCGUUACCGGUUUCUUGUUGAGAACCAUUUCCACUUGUCGUACUACUUCCUCCGUUUCUAUGGCAAGGCACGAGAGGCCCUCCACAACAAGGUGCCGGGGUGGAGAGAACACACCAGCGCUGCAGCUGAUGGCAACGCCUCGGGCAGGUCCAGCCCUCGCCCCCCCAACAUGGGCGCACCUCUCAACGUGAUCGAGGCUGCCAACAUCGACACCAUCUCAAGACGCAGCUAUCUCCCAAGCCCUCAGCCUUCCCGGCGUGAGGUGAAUGGAGGCGACCUGUUGCCAUUCGCAAACUCUGAGCCGAGCAAACCAGGAGAAAGGAGUCCCUCAAUGAGACUGGGCUCGGCUGGGGGUCAGUUGCAGGGGCCGCGGGGGGACAGAGUCGUGGGGCUGGCCGGCGCCCGUGUCCAGGCCGUCAUCUCCCACGCAGCCGUCCGCAACAAAUCCAUGCUCAACUUCGAGAAAGGAGAUAUCGUCACCAUAUUGGUUCCAGAGGCCAAGAACGGCUGGUUGUUCGGCAAGCUGGAAGGGUCACCAAAGCAGGGCUGGUUCCCCCAUUCCUUCGUGCAACCUUUUCAGGAAGAGAUCCAGACUCACGAGCCGUCACUCAGGCCGUUUCCAAUGAGGAGUGGACGCAGCACGGAGAACCUGCUGGACCCCAAGCGUUACAUGUUGCCGCCGGUGGACUACAGCAACCCUGUGGCCAGCGUGGUCCCCGACCCACCGCCUCUGCCCCACGGCGCCUCCAGGAGUCACAGCCCGGCCCCUCCAGACCUCAGGAGCCGGCGGGGCAGUGCAGUCAGUCUGGCCGUGUCGGAGAGUGGACAAAGCAGGAUCUUUGGCGGGACAGAAAACCAGCACGAACUCUUUCCCAGGGGAACCAAUCCUUUUGCGACUGUGAAACUGAGGCCGACAGUCACCAACGAUCGAUCGACGCCGCUUAUCCGAUAGACGGGGGCGUUAGAAGCGCUGGUCCUGCUGCUCCAGAGAGAGGGAGAGAGCGUGAACCGUGCCAUACACGGUGCUGGAGGAACUCUGCGGGUCAGGCGGCAUCUGCGGAGGGAAAGGACGGACCAUCGUCUCCCGACCCGAAACGUCGCCUGUCCCCCCCCCCCCCCUCCGAUGCUGCCGACUUCCUCCAGCACUUUGUGUUUUGUUCCAGAUUCCAGCAUCUGCAGUUCCCCGUGUCUCCGUGAUCAGUGUCAUGUUGCCUUUUUACCAAUCUUUGGGAUUAAUGUUGUGUUUAGAUCUAUCUCAAAGGAUAAUGGGACGGGCACGGUGGCACAGCGGGUAGUGCUGCUGACUUACAGUGCCAGAGACCCUGGUUCGAUCCUGACCACGGGUGCUGUCUGGUCGUUCCCUCUGUGACCCACGUGGGUUUUGCCUGGGGGCCCGGGUUGCCUCCCACACUACAAAGACUUGCGGGUUUGUAGGUUCGUUAGCUUUUGUAAAUUGCAAUUUGUCCCUUGCAUGUAGGAUAGUGCUAGUGUGCAGGGCAAUCGCUGGGCAGCGCAGACUGAAGGGCCCGUUUCCACGCUGUUUCUCUAAAGUCUACAGUUCUCCUCAUACAAGAGUCGUUGGUCGGGGUUGAACCGCGAACUCUGGUGCUGUGAGACAGCGGCUCUACCCGCUACACCACUGGGCUGCACCUCAGAACCCACAGUCAUCCACGCCUUCAUCUCCUCCCGACUGGACUAUUGCAACUCACUUCUCCUUGGCAUCUGCUCCACCUACAUCAACCGACUCCAACUGGUCCAGAACACAGCCGCCCGACUCAUCACCCACACCAAAUCCUGGCAUCACAUCACUCCAGUCCUCAAACAACUUCACUGGCUUCCCAUCUCCCACCGGAUCACCUACAAAAUCCUGAUCCUCACCUACAAAGCCCUCCAA